AUGAUACCCUCGGUCCACGUAAUCCCCCAGAAACAGGUAGUUGGUAUCAGGUGGAUACCCACCUAUUUUGAAGAUCUCCAGAAGAUCGUAGAACUGCCCAUGAAUAUCACCGACAACAGUCACGGGAGUCUUUAUGUGCACGAUAUUCGACUCCUUGAUCAACAUUUCCUUCAGCUUGAAACACAACUGGUCUACCACUGUCUCAGACACCAGUUGGCCCUGAUACAGCCUUUCGAGGCAUUGGUCCAGAUCCAGCGAACUCUCUACUUGAGUUAG
This is a messenger RNA of Kuraishia capsulata CBS 1993, 276 nucleotides long. RefSeq lists its product as uncharacterized. The record is from RefSeq and is a predicted model, not a curated record. The transcript has a single exon. The coding region runs from base 1 to 276 and encodes 91 amino acids. Lineage: Eukaryota; Fungi; Ascomycota; Pichiomycetes; Pichiales; Pichiaceae.